Messenger RNA from Centropristis striata (black sea bass), 405 nucleotides. It is a transcript of the gene atp5mk, whose product is annotated as ATP synthase membrane subunit k. The coding region runs from base 97 to 273 and encodes 58 amino acids. The transcript has 4 exons. NCBI's taxonomy places the organism in Eukaryota, Metazoa, Chordata, Actinopteri, Perciformes, Serranidae. The record is from RefSeq and is a predicted model, not a curated record.
UCCUGUUGAGUUUAGCAUUGCGGCCUCUGCUGAAGGGCACUUGUCUCAUUCUGUUUGCACCAGGGUCGAGUCUAAAAGGACCAUUAACAAUCCAUCAUGGGAGGACAUGACGCCGGAAGCCAGCACCAGUUCACUGGAUUCGCCAAAUACUUCAAUGCAUACACAAUCACCGGAAGGAGGAAUUGUGUUUUGGCCACAUAUGGCAGUAUAGUAGCCAUUUGCCUUUUCUUCAAAUUGAAGCCCAAGAAACAGGCAGCCAUCGCAGACAAGUGAUCAUGCGUCUUUUCUGACCAUCAUUUCCAACAGCUGGGGGUGGAGAAAGCAGCUGGACAUGCUUGCAAUAAAAUGUGCGUUUGGUUUCCCAUGUUAAUAAAGAACAUUUAUGCUCAAAACAUAGAAAACAUG